AAGGGGAAUGGUAAGGAGGAGAAGCAUGGUGAGGAACAGUUGUGUCGCUCUCGACUGGGGAUGAUAAAAAUGUGGCGGCCACGGCGACCGACAAAGGCGCAGCCGGGAGCAAGAGGAGUGAAGGACGACAAAGGGGAUGCGGUGAUCGUCGACGACGGGGAGGUCAAGGCGUCAGUGAUAGGAGUUCCGAUGAUCGCAACGGCCGGGGGCGGGAAGAAGGGGCAACUAAAGGGUGGGAUUACGGUGUGUCGGAUGGAUGCUCUAGAUGGUUCUCCGGUUAUCGCUCCCGACGGUAAGGUCGAGGUCUCGGUGCAAGCGGAUCUAAUGGUCCCCAUGGUUGAGCGGAAGAUCAAUGCGCCGGUGGUGGAGGAGGUGCAGGCGACCAACGUGAAGGGGAGUGGUAAGGAGAAGAAGGAUGACGAGGAGCGGUUGCGUCACUCUCGGCAAGAGAUAGGGAAAAUGUGCCGGCCACAGCGACAGGCGAAAGCGCCACCGGAAGAAGGGGGAGUGAAGGACACCGAAGGAGUUGCGGUGAUCACCGUCGACGGGGAGGUUGACGCGUCAGUGCUAGAGAUUCUGGUGAUCCCGGCUGCCGGGGGAGAGGAGAAGGGGCCAUUGCAGGAUGGGAAUGUUGUGUGCCGGAUGGACGCUCUCGAUGGGGCUCCAGUUAUUGCCACCAGCGGGAAGGGCGAGGUCUCGGUGCAAGGGGAUCCGGUGGUCCCCGCCGCUGAGCAGAAGGUCGAUGUGGCGGUGGCUGAAGGGGUGCAGGGAAAUGGUAAGAAGAAGAAGAAGGAUGGGGAGAGGAUCAAGUGGCUGAAACACUACUCCUCGGCGCAGAGCAUACUCAUCGUCGGAGACGGCGACUUCUCCUUCUCGCUGGCGCUCGCCACCGCGUUCGGCUCAGGACAGAACCUCGUCGCCACAUCCCUGGACUCUUACGGGGCUCUAACAAGCAAGUAUGGCAAAGCUGAAUCUAAUGUAACAGAGCUCAAAAGAUUGGGGGCCACAGUUUUGCAUGGAGUUGAUGCGAAAACGAUGAAGCUUCACCCAUAUCUGGAGAUGAGACAAUUCGAUCGAAUUGUCUUUAAUUUUCCUCAUGCUGGGUUCACAGGAAGAGAGGAUCACCUUCAUGUCAUCAUGGCACAUAAGCAGGUGGUGCAUGGGUUUUUUGCAAAUGUGCGGCACCUGCUCCGGCCCUAUGGUGAAACCCACAUUAGCCACAAGACAGGAUUUCCUUACGAUGCAUGGGAUAUCGCGCAACUAGCCUACGAGUCUUCUCUUAUCAUGGUUGGUAAAGUUGAUUUUUCCAAGAAAGACUACCCUGGUUACAACCAAAAGAGAGGAGAUGGUGCAACGUGCGAUCAACCUUUUGCACUAGGCCCUUGCUGCACUUUUAUGUUCUGCAUCGGAGACGUAGAAAAGCUGAAGCAGGCGUAUGCAAACUGGGUUGGUUCGAUCUCAUACCUUGGUGACAGCAAAUUCUAUCAAGGCAUAUCAGCAACUGAAAUGUGGCCAUUUGAUCUGCAUUCACUUGCUCCAGCAUGGCAUCAGCCGUAUUUUCCUCCAGUCAACACAGUUCACAUGCCAAUAGCAUUUGAUCCUUGCCCCUUUGGAGUUGCUGAAAUGGAACAUCCAAUUAACUGUUAUGGACUAGAAUAUAUGAUUCCAGACCACUUUUUUCUUACCCCUUCUUGUACCGCUAACAAUAUGCUCCCAGACCACUCUUUUCUUCCCCAUCCUUGUACCUCUAACGCUAACUAAACUAGCUAGGUGCUCGCAUCGCAUGUUGAUCUGGGGCAAACAAAAUUGAAAUAGUUUUAUCGUUUUAACUGAAAAAGUUCACCCAUUUCGCUCAAUGGGCUUAUUAAGGAUCAUAAUUCAACCUGAA
Messenger RNA from Lolium rigidum, 1888 nucleotides. RefSeq lists its product as uncharacterized. Gene Ontology annotation, molecular function: rRNA (uridine-N3-)-methyltransferase activity. The record is from RefSeq and is a predicted model, not a curated record. Gene Ontology annotation, biological process: rRNA base methylation. The transcript is spliced from 3 exons. Gene Ontology annotation, cellular component: cytoplasm. Lineage: Eukaryota; Viridiplantae; Streptophyta; Magnoliopsida; Poales; Poaceae. The coding region runs from base 61 to 1761 and encodes 566 amino acids.